CUCCAGCCUCAGCCAACGAUCGAUACCCUCUCGAACCGCUCUUCUUCACGCCUUCCUUUCAAUUUCAAUAACCAGUCUCUGCAAAAAUGGGCGGCGGCGGCGGAAAAGUUCCCGGCGUUUACAUGGGCUGGUGGGGCAGCAUUGGCUCCCAGCCCCAGAAGGGUGUUAUCAGCUACUCCAUGUCUGCCAACCGUCAGCGUCCCUUGGCUGGCACUCUCCACGCUGCCUUCUUCAACACCUUCCGUAGAGUCCGCGGCCAGAUUCUCUACGUUGCCCCCCCUCUAGUCGCCGCUUACUACGGCAUGAGCUGGGCUAUUGAGAGAAACCACUAUCUCAACUCCAAGCCUGGCCGUGCUGAGGCCAGUGAUGAGGAGUAAAUGCUCUGAAAGAAGUGCCUUAGGAUUAUAAGACUGUUUUUCGGGAUUGGCUGAGUGCAAUAGACGGGGCUAUCACUGACUGCGCGACCGAUUGGUCAUGUAAAUUACUGGUUGCGAGCAUAAGGUCAACAUUUUGUGCAUCAUCAUAAUCAUCCCAACCC
Xylona heveae TC161 is the source of this 538-nucleotide messenger RNA. RefSeq names its product putative ubiquinol-cytochrome C reductase complex subunit UcrQ. Lineage: Eukaryota; Fungi; Ascomycota; Xylonomycetes; Xylonales; Xylonaceae. The record is from RefSeq and is a predicted model, not a curated record. The transcript has 4 exons. The coding region runs from base 87 to 377 and encodes 96 amino acids. Gene Ontology annotation, biological process: mitochondrial electron transport, ubiquinol to cytochrome c.